AUGACAUCAAAGAAAAUCAUUGGUCUAGGAGAAAAGAGCCCCACAUUUCCUAAUGCCUUACUACUUCUUCUAUCAGGUUUCUUCAAGAUCUUCCUCUUCCAACUGGUAGGGUUGGUGUUAACUUUCAACUUCAAUAACUGUGACUUCAAGAAGAUUCGGGACGACUAUGACAAUCUUAUUGUCCAUAACCUGAAUGACUAUAUGAACAAGCGGGCAGUCAGGCUGGCUUUCAGGGAGGGUGUGUUGAACCCCAGGCGUUUGCUGCGCCCAGCUUGGGACUUCGGUUCCAAUUUAGAGAGAGGAGGUCUGUGUCGGGUAGGGCGGGGUUCCGAGAGAGGCUGUCCCUUCUUCCCUCCAGCUCAGGCCAGCGCUCCUGGCCGUGAAGGCAAUGGGAAACCGGCCAAGGCGCGCAGCCCAGGGCCCCCCUCGGAGCGCCCCCUUUUGCGCUGCUUCCUGGCGCCGCCUGCGUGGCCCUUGCGCCCGGCUCCCGCCGCCUGGCAACGCCCCUCCCCACCGGGUGCUUCUCUUUCCCUCUCCGCCCGCGACCUCUCCGCUUGCCCUGCCGCUUUGACUCCAUUCUUACUGACUCUGUCACCCCACCCCACCCCCUUUCCGGCGUUUUCUCGCGUCUUCCUAAACGUCACCGCCGCCUGUGAGCAGUCAGAUUGCCUCACUAAAAUCGUGCGCCACACCUUCAACUCCACCACCUGCCCGUCACUCUCCGAGGAACUCUUUGCCUGGAGAACUAAUGCUACCCUCGCUCGCUAUUGCCCAGAGUACUCUACAGUUCAGAUAAAUAAUACCCAGAAAAUGCAGCAAAAAGUCACCCGUGAGUGCCUGGAGCAAACAUCACAAAUAAUAGGAUGGUGGCGUUUUUUCAGCCGACUUUUGGGAAAAAAAAACUAUCUUCAUUAGCAUCAUAUUUUAUAGUAUUAAAAUAAAUGAUAUUUAUUAAG
Messenger RNA from Chinchilla lanigera (long-tailed chinchilla), 956 nucleotides. RefSeq names its product thymic stromal lymphopoietin (gene Tslp). Gene Ontology annotation, molecular function: cytokine activity. Bases 1 to 915 code for a protein of 304 amino acids. The record is from RefSeq and is a predicted model, not a curated record. The transcript has 4 exons. NCBI's taxonomy places the organism in Eukaryota, Metazoa, Chordata, Mammalia, Rodentia, Chinchillidae.